AUGCGUAGACCCUCUGAGACACCGCAGCACGAGACACAAGCUACAUCAAGCAAGCGACUGCCACUACAACCUGUUUCAGGAAAUCGCAGCAAUCCUACCACACCGCAUGCUAUCAAAGCGCUUCAGCAACGGCGUGCUACCCCAGCGUUUGCCAAGAGAAAGAGCGGCAGGUUCCAGCGAGAAACGCCCCGAGACAUCUUGCGAAACUUGAGUAGAGCUCUGGCAGCACCCCUGCAUACGUCGAAACCCACUCGAGAGUCCACCACUUCUGAUGGUGGUAGUGCUGAGCUCCGAAGAGAUGCUAUCUGGGAAGAUGAGCUUAGCCCAGAGCAACCUACAUUGUCCCUGCCAAUCGACAGGGGUGGUGAUAAUGAGGAUAGCUUUGACGCAGCACCACCUAGGUUCUCAAUGCCACUGGAAGAUGAAAAUCUUACAGAUCAGACAAUUGACGUCCCACGAGGAGAUUCUAGGCACAGGCGACUGUCGAGAGGAAGUUUUAGAAACUCUCGUCUUAGUGAUCGUUUUGCAAAAGCCCAUGGAAAUAGGCUGGAUGAAAGCAUUGAAACCCAAUAUCCAGAUCAAGAUCAAGAUCUCGACGAGCUCUCGGGCCCAGUCGGCCUGGAGAAUUUUGAGUCGGUGGAUCCUUCUGCAAAAUGUACGAACGAGCUGACUUUGAGCAGUGGUGGCACCGAAGACCUCCGCAGGAUGAUGCUGGGCAAAUUUCAGCAUUCGGAAGGGCGUGUGGCUGUUGGGAAUCUUGACGAGCAAGACGAGCGUCAAGACGAAUUCUCGCCCUUUGUUCUGAAUAUCCCAAAUUAUGAGCCUAGAGAAAGCAUGGCAUUUCUAGAACCGUCUCGCCCUCGAGAUGAUGACGUUCCCGUGCAAACUGGUGGCACAGAUCACUCGUUCGAUGAUGACGAACUUCAAUCAAGACUGUAUUCUUCGCCCGUUGCAAAGCUUAACCGUGUUGAGCGGCGUGCUCCGCUCAAGGUUCGAACGCCGAAAGCACCCAGACUUUCGCAAUAUGGAAUACCGUACAAAGCUUUUCCUCACGCGAUAACCAAAGGUAUUGCGGCAACUUUUGCUCGAUCGUCGACCGGACGAAGGCGUAGCCUCAGCAAGGAAACGCUAUUCGCAAUACGAGAGGCAGGCAAUGCAUUCCUCUCACAGCUGAGCGGUGAUCUUGGAAUAUUCACUCAGCACGCCGGUAGGAAGGUCAUUGAUGACGCAGAUAUAAUUGCGGUCAUGAAAAGGUUAUUUCUGUUCAAAUUCGUGUUGUCUGUCUCCUAG
Molecule: messenger RNA, 1290 nt
Organism: Bacidia gigantensis
Lineage: Eukaryota; Fungi; Ascomycota; Lecanoromycetes; Lecanorales; Ramalinaceae
Exons: 2
Coding region: 1-1290 (429 amino acids)
Molecular function (GO): protein heterodimerization activity
Source: RefSeq, a predicted model, not a curated record